AUGAGCAGGACACCUUGUGGAUUGAUUCUUCCAAAACCUGAUAAUGGGCCAUUACUCCAAUAUGCUGCAACAGCAUCUUUUCUCAGUAAAUUAUACAGUGGUUACAUUGAUCAUCUCAAAAUAUCUGGUGCAAGCUGCGAAACCUAUGAAUUCUCAGUUGCAACGGUUCGUGAUUUCGCUAGCUCUCAGGUUAACUACAUUUUAGGAUAA
This is a messenger RNA of Lathyrus sativus (Indian pea), 210 nucleotides long. Lineage: Eukaryota; Viridiplantae; Streptophyta; Magnoliopsida; Fabales; Fabaceae. The record is from the annotation of a GenBank genome assembly.